GCCAUUCUGGUUUCAGAGGCUGGGGCAUUUACUGAUCCGCGUGAUGUCACGGCUCUUCAAGAUCUUUACAGAGCCCUUAACCACCCACCACAGCUGAAGGGAUGGAGAUCAGACGGCGGGGAUCCUUGUGGUGAAUCAUGGGGUGGAGUGUCAUGUUCUGGGUCAUCUGUAAUAUACCUUAAACUUCAUGGUCUGAGUCUCUCAGGCUAUCUUACUGGCGAGCUCUAUAACUUCUUCAAUCUGAAGCAAUUGGACGUUAGUUCGAAUAACAUUGUGGGUGAAAUUCCAUAUGUCUUACCCCCUAAUGUUACUCAUAUAAAUAUGGCAUGCAAUUAUAUGACCCAAAAUAUUCCCCAUUCUUUACCUACCAUGAAAAGCCUCCGACAUUUGAAUCUAAGCCACAAUUUGUUAUCUGGACCUAUUGGCAAUGUAUUUACCGGCCUACAGAAUUUAAGAGAACUGGAUUUGUCAUAUAAUAACUUCACUGGAGAUCUACCAAGUUCAUUUGGAUCCUUGACAAAUCUCACUGGAUUGUACUUGCAGAAUAACAAAUUUACCGGAUCAGUUGCUUAUCUAGCUGAGCUUCCGCUAACUGAUAUGAACAUUCAAGAUAAUUAUUUCAGCGGUAUCAUUCCAAAUCAUUUUCAGUCCAUACCAAAUUUAUGGUUUGGGGGAAAUAAUUUUCAUGUAGGGGAUAACUCUCCACCCUGGGACUUCCCUCUGCAAACCCAGGCAACUGCCAUUGAACAGAACAUCCCUGCCCCCCCAGCAACUCAGUCAAGUGCCAUUGCGAAGAACCCCUCUAAGAAAUUAGGUGGACUCAAGAAGAAAAGGAUUGGCCCUGGAGGAAUAGCAUUUUUGGUUGGUGGAGGAACUCUAGUGGCAUCAUGUGUUGCCCUUUACAUUGCAGUUCGCAUCAAUCAAUCGCGUGCACAGAGGCUUAUAACCUUGGGGAGCAGUAAUAGCUCAAUGCAUUCUCUCUCAGUCAGAAAUACUGCCAGAGAAGAAAGCCCACAAAUAUUGGCCUUCAGGUCACCCAUUCUACCUCCUAGACGACUACCUCUUGCUUACAGAAUGCAGAAAAAUCCUAGAAGAAAAAGUUUCUCUGAUAAGUACAGAUUCCCAAUGAGAGCAAAGCAGUACACUGUGGCAGAGCUUCAAUUAGCUACAAACAGCUUCUGUCAAGAAAACUUACUGGGUGAAGGAUCUCUUGGUUCGGUUUACAAGGCCGUGUUUCCUGAUGGCCAAAUUUUGGCUGUGAAGAACAUCAACAUGGCAGGAUUGUCUUUCAAUGAAGAAGAACAAUUCUUGUAUGUCAUUUGGACUGCUUCGCGUCUGACUCACCCAAACAUAGUACCACUGGUUGGCUAUUGUGUAGAGCAUGGACAGCAUCUUGUUGUGUAUGAGUAUGUUAGAAAUUUAUCCCUUCAUGAUGCUCUGCACAGUGAUGAAUACAAGCCUUUGUCAUGGGGCCUUCGUCUCCAGAUUGCUCUUGGUGUUGCACAAGCAUUAGACUAUUUGCACUCCACAUUCACACCACCAGUUGCUCAUAGCAACUUGAAGAGUGCCAAUAUCUUACUUGAUGAAGAACUUGCUCCUCGAAUCUGUGACUGUGGGCUUGCAAUUUUGAGGCCACUUACAAGCAAUAGGCUUAAGCUAAAGGCUUCAGAAAAUGCUAUCGGUGACACUGGCUACAUUGCACCUGAGCAUGGCCAACCAGGCAUUGAUAGCACAAAGUGUGACAUCUAUGCCUAUGGAGUGUUGCUUUUGGAGCUACUAACAGGAAGGAAACCUUUCGAUAAUUCAAUACCAAGGGAGGAGCAAUCACUGGUGAAAUGGGCUUCAUUCCGGCUUCAUGACAGUGAGAGUCUGGCUGAGAUGAUCGAUCCCGGCAUUAAAAGGACAUUUUCCUCCAAGGCUAUCUCCCAAUUUGCUGACAUUGUCUCCCUCUGUAUACAGCCUGUGAAGGAAUUCCGACCGCCGAUGUCUGAGGUUGUGGGAUCUCUAUCAAGACUAAUCCAGAAACUGAAUUACAUGGGGAAAGGUAAAGGAGUAGAUGGUUAUGGUGUUCAAGUUGACCCUUUCGAGAGAUCUUUCCGUUCAACCAACAGCCAGUUCAUGGGCUCACCUUCAAUGAGCUAUUUGUCCAUUUGAUCGCUGCACACAAACUGAAUCUGCUGCGUUGGAUGUUUGCUACAAGAUUGUGUUCUCUCGCAUGACAAAUGCUGUAUAUUCUUUUGUACAGGCCUUCUUUUCAUGAAUUGGCAUAUUUGGCAAUCUUUGCCAUAAGGGAAAUUAAAGGGUCCAAAUAUAUACGUACAAUUGCUAUCUGUCAUUUUUGUAGACUACACAAAGUUGAAGUG
Prunus avium (sweet cherry) is the source of this 2363-nucleotide messenger RNA. RefSeq names its product STRUBBELIG-receptor family 2 (gene SRF2). Gene Ontology annotation, biological process: protein phosphorylation. The record is from RefSeq and is a predicted model, not a curated record. Gene Ontology annotation, molecular function: protein binding; protein kinase activity; ATP binding. Lineage: Eukaryota; Viridiplantae; Streptophyta; Magnoliopsida; Rosales; Rosaceae.